UUUUGGAACUAUAGACUUUAAAACUUCAUCCACUAUUUCUUCUGUGAAGAAAUGUGUGCCUUCAGUGAGAGAAGUUGGUUCACUAACUAUCAGUGAUGACUGACAUAUGCUGCCCAUUUUCUCAAAUUUUUUGAGUCUGUGUUGGAUGAGGCAGAUGAAACACACCGCUAAUCAUCAUGGCUACAUCUUGUGGUGAGGACAGUGAAGUUGGUCACUUGUUAUCUACUAUCCACUUGGGAAGAUAUCAUCAAACACUGCAAGAUCAUGGAUUCUGUACAGCCAAGGAUUUACUCUGCUUAGACAGUGAAAGCCUUCAGAAAAUGGGUAUCACAGCUACUGGACACAGGAAACGUAUUUUAAAACUUGUGGAACUGUUACAUUUAACAGUACAGAGCCAGGAUGAACAAACUGAGGAAAAGGAGACUGAGGAAAAUCUGUUACCUGUGGCACUUGCUCAACUAAAUGGACAGACUCAUGGGGUCACUGAACUGUCCAUCGUGGUAGGAAUGGACUGUGGUGCUGGCCAUCCUGGAGAAGAGUUAAGUGAGACAAGUGUCCAUCUUGGUGGGCAUAAACAUGAUGAGGAAGAUCAUUCUGCAACUCUUAGUUCUUAUGACCUUGCUGAAAGUCCAACAAGAGAGACACAUGAGAGUAUUCAAAAACCAGUUCCAAAGCCAAGGACUGUUUUUGGUAAACCUACUCCACCUGCAAGAAGAACUGAGAAUAGUGUUCCAGUUGCAUCAAAGGAAUCCCUCCAAGUAUUUCAUGACACUUAUCAGAUGCUGCAACUCUGCCAAGUACAAGAAGUGAGCCAUCAGGACACAGUUCCAUCACAACAGUCUCUCCCGGUACUACAUCCUGACACUUACCAGAUGUUGCAGCCUUGCCAAGCACAAAAACUGAGCCAUCAAGAUUCAAUUUCUCAGUCAGUUACACUUGAAGGCUUUUUUCCAGGAGAAAGCAGCACUGAUAUAGAUGACCAAGAGCAUGAGUUGGAACAUUCAUAUGUAAACACACAGACCCUAGCAAGGUCAAGAAGUUCUGAGUCACUAGUUCAAGGGGACAAGCUAUCUGAUGUUCUUCCAGCACUCCCACCACGGCAGCAUGCGGGGGUCACUGCUUCCAAUGCUGUAAGCCUAAGUCCAACUUUACAGACAAACUUCAGCUUUCUUUGCUCUCCUCCGCAGACGUCAUUGAGUGCAGGUACACGAGAUACAGCAUCGACAUCUUUUGCUCACUCUCAUCCGGAUUCUUCUGGCACAGAACUGCAUAUGGUGCACAAUGAAAUUUAUGCUGGCUUAUCUGUCCUGGACUCACCUCUAGCUUCCUUCACUGAAAGCAUUUUAAGCAGCAUGCCAGGUCAAGAACAUGACCAUGUGUCAGAGCAGGAAAUCACAUCUUCUCAAGAACAUCUAAGCCCCCUUAGCAGAUCAAACAUGGAGCCUCCUGAUGUUCCUGCAAGAUCCAGUAGAUUCUUUGCCUCGGACUCCAUUGAGGAUUCCAUGGAUAUAUACUGUGAUAACACGUUCAACAGGACUCCUGCACAGCAAAAAAAGGUCAGUGAAAAAAGCUGGGAUCAGACAUCUUUAAACUUGCACAGUACUCCAGAUGUGAGGAAUAAUGAAGAAACCGUUCAAAAAGAAGAGAAAGAGAAAGCUACUUCAAAAAGAAUCUCACAAAUUCCAGUCGGUGAUCUGGAAGGUUAUGCUACAUUAGGGUCACCAGCAGUCAUGGAAGAUCUGUUACUACCCUCAUACACAUUCGGUGCAGACGACUAUGCUGAUGAGCUUACAAUUUCACCCUAUGCUAGUUUUACUUCACUAUCAGAGAAGCAAAAACCUAUCAUCAGUGGCUGGUUGGACAAGCUGUCUCCACAAGGGAGUUACGUAUUUCAGAAACGAUUUGUGAAGUUCGAUGGGGUGAAUCUCAUGUACUUUGGCAAUGAUAAGGAUAUUUUCCCCAAAGGUGUCAUCCCUUUGGCUGCCAUACAAAUGGCAAGGACUGUGAAAGAUAAUAAAUUUGAAAUUGUCACCAGUCAGCGAACAUUUGUUUUUAAAGCAGAGAGUGAAGCCCAGAGAAAUGAAUGGUGUAAGACUGUACAACGUAAGGUAGAAGACCAUCACCGCUGUUCGUUGCGUCCCCGUCUUGGCUUGACCAGCUGUUGCAAGAAGUAUGGCUACCUGGAGAUGAAGGGAUACAAGUCUAAAAUCUUUGCUACCCUUAGUAUGGACCAAGUAUGGCUAUAUAAAAAUGAACAGUCCUUUAAGACGGGAAUUGGAAUUACACUGAUUGAUAUGCAUGGAUCUACUAUACGGGAUGCCAAAGGAAAAGGCUUUGAGCUAAUCACUGCCCACAAAACUUUCAGUUUCACCGCAGACUCUGACAGAGAGAAGAAGGAAUGGAUGGAGGCUCUCCAGGAGUCUAUAGCAGAGACAUUUUCUGACUAUGAAGUGGCUGAGAAGAUCUGGUCCAAUAAGUCAAACCGGUCCUGUGCAGACUGCAAGGCAAUUAACCCUGACUGGGCAUCCAUCAAUCUCUGUGUGGUAAUUUGUAAGAAGUGUGCAGGACAACACCGUGGUCUGGGGGCCAAUGUUUCCAAAGUGCAGAGCCUGAAAUUGGACACAAGCAUCUGGAGCAAUGAAAUUGUGCAGCUCUUCAUUGUACUUGGAAAUGAGAAAGUUAACAGCUUUUGGGCAGCAAAACUCACACCUGAGGAAGUAAUUGAUCAUGACUCCACAGUGGAGCAGCGGCGAGAAUUUAUUAUCCAAAAGUACCGGGAUGGCACAUAUAGGAGGUCACAUCCUCGCUAUCAGUCACAGGAGGAGAUCUUAAAGGCAUUAUGCACUGCUAUAAAUGGUCCCAAUCUCCUGAAGACAGUGAUUCAGUUUUUCUCUGAAGCCUUGAGUACAGCAGAAGCUGGAGAAUCAGAUACAUCCCAUCAACAGUCUCCUGACUUACGGCGCAUAUCAACCUAUUCACAGCCAGGUUUAGAAUUACCAGAUGGAAAUUCUGUGGAUACAAUUAGGGUCUAUGAUGAAAUUGUUCACCCUGUUCUGCUACGAGAAUACCUGUAUAAAUCGACUGCCAUCAGUAAAUCUGGGACAUUAAAAAGAAAUAAGGAUGAAUUCCAUAAGCGUUGGUGUUGUUUGGGCAAAUCCCUUCUUUUCUAUGAAUCAGAGAAGAGCACUGAGCCUACAGGAAAGGUUGAGAUGGGUGAGGUUGUAUGCCUAGGAGUAUGCCGAUCUGAUACAUUGAGUAACCCUGGGCCUUCAGACAGGUUCAGAUAUGUGUUUGAGCUGUUCUUGUCCUCAGAAAAAGUGUAUCACUUUGGAACAGAUAGUCUAGAAACCCUCCAGAACUGGACAACAGCAAUUGGGAAGUGGUUCACUCCACUUAGUUGUCACUGCCUGAUAGCGCGAGAAUUUAAAAGAGUUGGAAAGCUACGUUACAAGGCUAUGGUGAACCCAGAUCAAUGGAAGGAGGGCUUCUUUGUGCUACAUAACUCAAACCUGUUCAUUUGUCCUGAGGAAAAAGAAGCAGCAGAGGAUGCAGUCAACCUCAAGCAACUUCAGGAGCUGAAUUUAGUUCCACAUACUGAGAGCUCAGAUAAGAAGGAUGCCCUCGUGCUUGUGGAAAAGGGAAGGACUCUGCAUGUACAAGGAACAACUCGAAUGGAUUUUCCAGCAUGGCACACAGAUAUCCAGGCUGCAGCAGGUGGAAAAGGAAACUCCCUGCGAGAUCAGCAGUUGAGCAGGAAUGACAUCCCCAUAAUUGUUGACAGCUGUAUUGCUUUCAUCACUCAAUAUGGUCUACGACAUGAGGGUAUAUAUCGGAAGAAUGGAGCCAAGUCUCGCAUCAAACUGCUAAUUGAAGAGUUCAGGAAAGAUGCCAGGAAUGUCAAGUUGAGAAUUGGUGAAAACUUCAUUGAGGAUGUUACAGAUGUUCUGAAGAGGUUUUUCCGAGAAAUAGAUGAUCCAGUUUUCAUGGCAGAUCUACAUCCCUUGUGGAAGGAGGCAGCAGAGGUAUCCCAGAAAGCGAGUCGUUUGAACAGAUACAAGGAGCUGAUACACAUCCUUCCAAAAGUCAACAGGACAACACUAAGUGCCCUGAUUGGCCACCUGUACAGGGUACAAAAGUGUUCAGAUAUGAACCACAUGAACACCAAGAAUCUGUCUUUACUUUUUGCUCCAACUUUGUUCCAGUCUGAUGGGAAGGGAGAACAUGAAGUGAAAAUAAUAGAAGACCUGAUUGAUAACUACGUCGAUGUCUUUGGUAUUGAUGAAGAACAAGUUAGCCAAAUGGAUCUGGAAAAUAGUUUGAUAACAACUUGGAAGGAUGUACAGCUGUCACAGGCUGGAGAUCUUAUCAUUGAGGUUUAUCUGGAAAAAAAGAUGCCUGACUGCUGUGUAACCCUCAAGGUUUCUCCAACUAUGUCUGCUGGAGAGUUGACCAAUCAAGUUUUAGAUAUGCGAAACAUAACUCCAAAUGGGAAGGAAUUCUGGCUUACCUUUGAAGCCAUAGAAAAUGGUGAAUUAGAACGCCCACUACAUCCCAAAGAAAAAGUUCUUGAACAAGCUCUCCAGUGGGGGAAACUCACAGAUCCCAGCUCCGCCUUCCUGGUAAUGAAGAAGAUUCCAAGUGGAGAGGGAGCUAUCCUUUUUUCCGGACUAAAAAGUGAAGCUCAGAAAGGUGGAUUGUUGAAAUGCAGAGAGGAGCCACCCAAACUCCUGGGUAACAAGUUCCAGGAACGGUAUUUUCUUCUGCAGAAUCGGAAACUGCUGCUUAUGAAAGACAAAAAGAGUAUGAAACCUGAAAGAGAGUGGGUACUUACAUCUCUGAAGCUUUAUGUUGGAAUCCGGAAAAAAAUCAAAGCACCUACACAGUGGGGAUUAACCCUGGUAAUGGAUAAACAGCAACUUUUCCUGUGUUUUUCAAAGCAAGAAGAACUAUGGGAGUGGAUUACCAGCUUACUUAGAGCACAGCAUGAUGACCCUCAGGCUGUAACUGUGACCAUGAGGCGACAUUCCUCCUCUGAUCUGACCAGGCAGAAGUUUGGCACGAUGCCUCUGGUACCACUUCGUGGAGAUGAUACAAACUCCGGCAUGGUGACAGCCAAUCAAACUCUGCGCCAGUUACAUGCUCGACGGACACUCUCGAUGUUCUUUCCUAUGAAACUGCAGCAAGACUCUGUGGAAGAGCAGAAUGAGCCAGGUGACACAACAGACUCAGAACCUGUUUAUGAGGAAGUAGGAGACAUUGAUGUCGAUGUCCUGAAAUCCCUACGAAGUAGCUCUUACACUGAUGUGAGCACUUUGCCUCUAGAAGGGAAUGUGGACAGCUCCCUGCCAAAAUCUCUCUCUCUUGAACGGACCACAUUUAGUAGCCCAGGUAAGGCAGUUGCAUCUGAAAGAACUGAAUUACCAAGUGCAACAAAGGCACUUAUAUCAGAAAAGACUUUGACUACAGACUCACUAAGAAAUGCUUCCACUGAGAAAGCCUUCUUUACAGACUCUAAAGUAACUGCAAUUGAGCGCAACCUUGGGCUAAAUGUAAAAUCUCUUGCAGCUGAAAGGACUUCUGAACCUUUAAAACAACAAGAUUUAGUAAAAUUUCCAGGAAAAGACUAUAGAAAGCUCCAACAGGGUGACAGAAGCUUGAAUCCUGAGCAAGCAAAUCCUGUUCCCUCAGAACGUUUUCCUUCUGCAGAGCCAUUGAAGUUUGCGGCACGAAGGAAGAGUGGACAGGUGCCCUCACCAGUGCAGGAGAAGCUUCUCCAAGAACUAUCUUCAGCCAUUAUGAAGAAGAAUGAAUCUGCAUCUUUAACAUAGGAGAUGAAAAGAUAUGUUGCCUGAGUCAGAAUCAUUAAGUAUCUACAAAACAAAGAAUAUGCUCUGUGACCCAACACCUCCCCACUCCACAAAUGCACGUAGCUUGUCUGUACUUGACUAACACAUUGCCUGCAAAAUACAAACUGUGUACAGUAAAGAAGUGAGAAAAGUUUUAAACUGAGAUCUCCUAGAAAGGCAGUGGCUAUCAUUAAAUAGUUCCUGUAUAGCCAGUACAGAGAGAAAUGUGAAGCUACAUUGUAAGAAGGGAAGGUUUGAAUAACAGUGUACUCUCUCUCUCUGUCUGUCAUAAACUCAGCUAAACCAUGGGAUCAUUUGCACUCUAAACAUGUUCAGCUGGAUGCUUCAGCUGAGUGGCACAGAGAUUUCUUCUCCAUUUAUUUAACUUUUAGUGCAAGUACUAUCUGAUAGAACCCUGCAGCACAGAACACAGUUGUACAGAAAAGGACUAGGCAGUUCUGACAUUUUCUUUUAGAUUCUGUUUCAGUGCACUACAGUCCAAACAUAUUUCACUUAUGAAAAAUGAAUCAGGGAGUACUCAAAUAGAAAAGGUAAAACGAUACCUCACAGCCCAAAAGUAAACAUUUGCAUAGUCUCUCCCCCCAUUUUAUAAAAUAAAUUAGAAGUUUGCAGCUACCAAAGGUGCUAAUAGUCAUACAGCUCUUAAUUACACUCUUAUUUCUGUGAUAGCAUUCUGUCCAUUGCUUGAACCUUCUUUUAUAACAAAAAUAUUACAUUUUGCCUUGCUGGUUUUUUUUCCUUUUGUUAGUGCAGUGUGUGUGUAGAAAUUCCCACAUCAAGUUUAAGUGACUACUCCUGUCUGUUAAGGUAAAUGUAUUUUGCCUUUUAGGGGUCGCCACAGCAGAUCAACAGUCCACAGAUUGAUUGGCAGUGAUGUUUUUAUGGUGUUGAGUUGCCAGCCCAUUGCCAUACCUUCACAGAAGACACACACAUACACACACACCUACCUGCAUGUCUAUAAAACCCACUCAGUUGCAUGGAGGACAUGCAGACUCCGCACAGAAGGAGCUCCAUCCAAGAAGCGAACCAGAACCUGUUGUUGUGAGGUGAAAUGCAUUAAUGGCUGCCAUGAUAUAUUCAAAAGCUAUUAACUGCUGUCAUUUUAUAGGCAGUGCACUGUAACAACUGCAACAGUGAUACAUUUCUGGAUCUAACAGGGGACUCCAUAUGCUAUAAGUGUCCCAUGAUCAUCAAGCCAUUUUACAUACAGUACAUAUCCAGUGAAAUUAUUUGUCAAAUUACUUAUAUCUUUCCAUAGAUGAUUCUGAUAGCACUUGGUGGAAGUUUUAGAAUUUAAAUAUUUAUUUUUUAUGCACAUCUACAUAAUGCCUUAAUUAGUGAUAAUUAUUUCAUCUGAGACAAAAAAUUCAUAUCUGCUGAUUUGGCUUUACCAUGUAGUUUUUGCAAAAAACAGUGAAUGAAAAAUUCAAGAAAGAUCUUCUCCUUUAAAAAAUAUUGCUGACCGAUGAACUUUUGAUUAGUUAAAUAAAGUGACUUUUACACUGAUAUAUAGAUAGUUAGGCAUGACCUUUUUCAUUCUAAGAAAUCACAAAACAUGCUACUAGUCAUCUGACUGCACUACAAUUUUGCCAAAACCACUCGUUAAAUAAUCCCUUUGUUGACCAUGGUAUGAACAGUUUAGGACAAUGUGCUAAUGUAUUAUCAAGUCAGUGACUAAAUAUUAGAUUACCUCUUUAAAAGAAACAUAAAAAAAUCUGAAUAAGAACUGAAGCCUUGCCAUAGCUCAGAAUUUUAUAAGGUUAACAAAUGAAUGUUCUGCUCAGACUGUUUCACGUGUAUGCUUUAAUAUGGUUAUACAUGAGUGUGUGUUAAUUUUUUAACAAAUAUUAAGAACUCUUGCUUAUUUUAUAAAUUCAUUGAGUGGGUUUAUUCAAACGUCACCCUUUAUAACCAUGACUAAGAACAUGAAGCAGAGAUAAGAAGGAAAGAAUUUUAUAGCACUUGAUAAAACAGCUUGAUAGAUUAGUACUAUGUAUUAUAAACAGAUGAAGUAGCAGUUGAUCCAGAAUGGUGCGAUAGAUACAGGAGAAAACCGCUACAAAUUUAUGGCAAAAGCUGACUAAUAGUAGAGCCACUUCAGUUUAACCAGUACAUCAGACGACAAAAAUUGCACAUACAAAGCCUAAUAUGAAGAAUCACAGUUAUAUCUAGUAUUGUUGCACAAAGAGUCAACUGAUUAUGUUGUAUGCUUACAAAUUAAGCUUGCUUUUUGCUCACAGGUCUUGCUUUGAUAGCAGCUUAGAGUGUGACAUUAACUUGUAUAGCAACAUUUAUAAAAUAUUAUAUUAUUUGUUUUUCAUUGCACAGGUAUUUAGCAUAGACUAAAUGAACUUUACCCUCUGAUCUAGUUAAUGUAUCCCAUUUCUCCCCUCCUUCAGACUGUACAUAUCCUGGAUGUCACGUAUACCCUCACAUUGCAUUUCCCAGCCAUAUAUUACUAACUGCCAGUGUUUUCAUCUGUAUAACUUUCACUUUUUUUAAACAACUUUAUAAAGAACAACAGCAGAACCAUAACAAGAAAUGACUGGGGUUGGUAUAAUGGUUAAGGUGUUUGACUAGCAGACAUAAGGUACAGAGUUUAAUUCUCACAGUUGGAAAGGAAAUUGGCCAUGCUUAGAAAGGUCAAUUAAGAAAGCUAGCUUAGUAAUUAGCUCUGAAGUUAUGAAGCUAAGGAAAAAUGAAAAUUUGAGUGAGUUUGGCAUAAUGCUGAAGGUUUUUCACCUUAUAGAUACAAGGUGCAGUGUUUGAUUCUCACUUCGGAUUAUUGGCAAGGCUUAAAAUGGUCCUUCGGGGCAGUUAACCUAGUAUUCACCUAUGACCCUAUAAAUGAACAAAAACAUCUGCUAAAGACUCAUUAGUUCCUUGUAGAUGUACAGUACAAAUAUAAUCAAAUCUCUAUUAUGCUCGUGAGGCCCAAGUAUAUAAAAAAUGUUCUGAUAAUCAUUUAACUGUAUAAAGUCAGGAUCUUUCUGCAAUGAGAGACAGAGCUUAUGGCAAUGGCAAUGCAAGUCAAGAGUAAUACAACAAUCUAACCAUUCUAAUAUUUAAAUAUAACAGCUGUUACUGUUGUGAUAACAUGCUUUAUCAAUUUAAUUUCACAUGCAUUCAAAGUUCAUCAAUAUUUUUGCUCUUACACUUUUUGUCACACUCACUUGUAAACAACCCACUAAGCAAAAAGCUGAAGUUUAAUUCUUUGGAGUGUAUUUAGAUUAAACAAGUAAUGAGUAAGUAAUAUCACACCAAAAUAUUUUUAUAGAAAUUCUGCAUAUUUAUGUGAUUGCCGCUAGGAUACUGAACAGCUCAUGCCCUUAGCAAGCAGAUAUUUAUGAAGCUUUAUUUGAUGCUAAUGUAUGCAUUUUCCGCUACAGUAUAACAUUACUGAAACAGUCAACAUCCUCCCAUAUCAUUACAUUGUUUUCUGUUUAGACAUAGCUUUCGGCUAACAGUGUAAAUUAAACUGCCAGGAACCUAACACAACUUAAUCCUAUACCUUCAAAUAUGGACUUAGGUUUUACUGUCAUUGAUUAUCUUUUUCAGAAAUAUGCCUACCACUUUAAAAUACAUGAGAGUUUGUAUUUGUUUGUGUAAUACUACAGAAUUGGUAAUAGUCUGUUUUUUGUUUUUAAUUCUGGAAAUCUGCUUAUAGCGACUUUUCUUGACCUGAAUUUUUCCAUUUUAACCGUUAUCCUGGCAGCUUUUAGGUACUUAUUAAUUAUACCUUGCUAGUCAGUUUCUUAAUGUCCAAGAGACGGCUUCACUUUUGUUUUUAAUAUUAAUGUCAGACCUCCCAACUGUCCCGAAUUACUCGGUUUUUACCGA
Messenger RNA from Protopterus annectens (West African lungfish), 9707 nucleotides. It is a transcript of the gene ARAP3, whose product is annotated as ArfGAP with RhoGAP domain, ankyrin repeat and PH domain 3. Gene Ontology annotation, molecular function: GTPase activator activity; protein binding; phosphatidylinositol-3,4,5-trisphosphate binding. NCBI's taxonomy places the organism in Eukaryota, Metazoa, Chordata, Ceratodontiformes, Protopteridae. The transcript has 34 exons. The record is from RefSeq and is a predicted model, not a curated record. Bases 177 to 5828 code for a protein of 1883 amino acids. Gene Ontology annotation, biological process: positive regulation of GTPase activity; signal transduction.